Molecule: messenger RNA, 741 nt
Organism: Sporisorium graminicola
Lineage: Eukaryota; Fungi; Basidiomycota; Ustilaginomycetes; Ustilaginales; Ustilaginaceae
Exons: 2
Coding region: 1-741 (246 amino acids)
Source: RefSeq, a predicted model, not a curated record
AUGACAGACUCAACGCCACCUCAGGUCUCGGACCAAGCAAGUACGACUCCAGCCGCAUUCGACAUUGACCUGCCAUUCACCAGCUACGAUGCCUCGCAUCCGCUCGAUUUCUCCUCUCGUCCCUCUGAAAAGAUCGAUGGAUUCUGGUACAUCAUCGGAUCGUCCCUGCCGCUUUGGAAGUCCAAGAAGAACGUCGUGAUCCGCUACAUUCCUCAUCCCGGUGCUUCUGGAGACGAGGUCAAGUUUACUGACGAGAUCCGAUCCGAGCCGCGCUCCAAGACGGCUGACGGCGAGGUUGUGCCGCCUACUGGACUGUUGUCCAAGUGGAAGAAAGAUGAGAGCUGGUUCAACAAGGCUUUUGGCAUAAAGGGUACCAAUGUUCUUCAGAAGGACGCCAAGAAUGGCGCAUCCUACCAGUGGACAGGCAACGGCCUGCUCAAGUUCUUCCACUCCAAAUGGCAAGUCAUUGGCUACGGCCCGUACGACCUGACCGACACCUCGCGCACCCAGUUCGACUGGCUGGUCACCUAUUUUGAGAAAACACCCGCCACCCCGGCCGGCAUCGACCUCUACGUACGCGACCCGCGCAACAUGCCCACCGCCACCUCGCACGCCAUUCUCGAGCAGAUGAAGGCGCUCAAGAGCAAGUACGAAAACGACCCGGAACCCAAGAGGAGGCAGCUGGCGGCCGAGUUGUCCAAGCUGGCCGAAGAGUAUUUUGAGAUCCCGCACGAUGUGUAG